Molecule: messenger RNA, 5599 nt
Organism: Trematomus bernacchii (emerald rockcod)
Lineage: Eukaryota; Metazoa; Chordata; Actinopteri; Perciformes; Nototheniidae
Product: melanoma receptor tyrosine-protein kinase-like
Biological process (GO): positive regulation of epithelial cell proliferation; protein phosphorylation; multicellular organism development
Cellular component (GO): basal plasma membrane; signaling receptor complex
Molecular function (GO): ATP binding; epidermal growth factor receptor activity; epidermal growth factor binding
Source: RefSeq, a predicted model, not a curated record
AGAUCCUGAGAGGGGGGGUGAAGAUUACCCACAACCCCCUGCUGUGCAACAUGGAGACGAUCCAAUGGGGAGACAUCUUGGAUCAGAGAAAUCCCAGCAUGCAGUUCAAGAACGACAGCUUCCCAAAAGCAUGUGAGAGGUGUGACCCGGUGUGUAACGGAUCGUGUUGGGCAGCCGGACCGGAGCACUGUCAGAAUCUGACAAAGCUCCAGUGUGCAGAUCAGUGCAGCAGAAGAUGUCGAGGACCCAAACCUUCAGAUUGCUGCAACCAGCACUGUGCUGCAGGAUGCACGGGACCCACCAACACACACUGCCUGGCGUGCACAGAUUUCAGCGAUGAGGGCACCUGUAAAGAUAUCUGUCCUCCUCUGAAACUUUACAACCCAAAGACUCACCAUCUGGUCAACAACCCCAACGCCAAGUUCACCUUCGGAGCCUCCUGCGUCAAGGCCUGCCCGAGUAACUACGUGGUGACGGAGGGCUCCUGUGUGAGGACCUGUAGCCCCGGGAUGUUUGAGGUUAAAGAGGAGGGGGUUCAACGCUGCAAACCCUGCGAUGGACCCUGUGCUAAAGCCUGUGAUGGAAUAGGGGCCGGCGCUCUGAUUAACACGGUGGCAGUGAACGCCUCCAACAUCGAGUCCUUCAGGAACUGCACAAAAAUCAACGGAGACGUUUUCUUCAUCAAGGCGUCCUUCACCGGGGACGCCCACUAUAAGAUCCCGCCCAUGGACCUGGCCAAACUGGAGUACUUCAGAACGGUGAAGGAGAUCACAGGUUUCCUGGUGAUCCAGUCGUGGCCGGAGAACUGGACGUCUCUAUCGGUGUUUGAGAAUCUGGAGAUCAUCAGAGGAAGAACUCAACGGUCGCAGUACAGUGUAGCCGUGGUCUGGGCGAAGCACCUCCUCUGGCUGGGCCUGAGCUCCCUGAAGGAAGUGAGUGCUGGCGGAGUGCUACUGAAGGACAACGCUCAGCUGUGUUUCACCAGAACUGAUCAGUGGACCCGGCUGUUCAGAUCCAAGGAGCAGAUAGUCAGUCUGCACGGCAACGCCCCCCCCAGCCUCUGUGAGCAGCAGAAUCGGAUCUGUGACCCUGAAUGUUCUGAGGAGGGCUGCUGGGGUCCAGGACCUGAUAUGUGUGUGUCCUGUCGUCACCUGACCCGUAGCUGGCGCUGUGUGAGGAGCUGCCACCUGCUGCAGGGGACCCCCAGAGAGGUGCAGGUGAGCUCCAGGUGUGAGCCGUGUCACCCUGAGUGUCAGAUUCAGAGCGGGAAACCUACCUGCAGCGGAACGGGUCCUGACCAGUGCACCCAUUGCUCCCACUCUCAGGACGGUCCUCACUGUGUCCCGAUGUGUCCCAGUGGAGUGUUGGGAGACGGGGACACGUUGAUCUGGACCUUCCCCGAUAAGAGAGGCCGCUGCCAGGCCUGCAGCGAGGACUGCACCCAGGGGUGUACUGGUGCGGGAAUGCUGGGAUGCAUCGGUUUUCCCUUUAAGUCCACGCUGGCGGUGGGCGUUGUGGGCGGGCUCUUGGUGGCCGUCAUCGUUUCAUUGGUGGUCUUUGUGUUGCUGCGGCGUCGGCGAAUCAGGAGGAAGAGAACGAUGCGUCGCCUGCUGCAGGAGAGAGAGCUGGUGGAGCCCCUCACUCCCAGCGGUGAAGCUCCUAACCAGGCGCUGCUCCGGAUCCUGAAGGAGACCGAGUUCAAGAAGAUCAGAGUUCUGGGAUCAGGAGCCUUCGGGACCGUCUAUAAGGGCCUCUGGAUCCCUGAAGGAGAGAACGUGAGGAUCGCGGUGGCCAUCAAGGUUCUGAGAGAGGCAACGUCUCCUAAAGCCAACAAAGACAUCCUGGACGAGGCGUAUGUGAUGGCCAGCGUGUCUCACCCUCACGUCUGUCGUCUCCUGGGGAUCUGUCUCACCUCCUCAGUGCAGCUCGUCACUCAGCUGAUGCCCUUCGGAUGUCUCCUGGACUACGUGCGUCUGCACAGGGAGCAGGUGGGGGGGCAGUGGCUGCUCACCUGGUGCCUGCAGAUCGCCAAGGGGAUGAACUACCUGGAGGAGCGCCACCUGGUCCACAGAGACCUGGCAGCGAGGAACGUUCUGGUGAAGAACCCGAACCACGUGAAGAUCACUGACUUCGGACUCGCCAAACUGCUGACGGCCGACGAGAAGGAGUACCACGCCGAUGGAGGAAAGGUUCCUAUCAAGUGGAUGGCUCUGGAGUCCAUCAUGCAGUGGAGAUACACGCACCAGAGCGACGUCUGGAGCUACGGAGUUACGGUGUGGGAGCUGAUGACGUUCGGCUCCAAACCGUACGACGGGAUCCCGGCCAGUGAGAUCUCGUCGGUGCUGGAGCGGGGCGAGCGGCUGCCUCACCCCCCGAUCUGCACCAUCGACGUCUACAUGAUCAUGGUCAAAUGCUGGAUGAUCGACCCCGGCAGUCGUCCUCGAUUCAGAGAACUCAUCGUAGAGUUCUCAAAGAUGGCCAGAGACCCCUCCAGAUACCUGGUGCUACAGGGCGAGCUGCCCACAGACUCCAGGUUUUACUCUCGUCUGCUGAGCUCAGACGACAUGGACGACAUCGUGGACGCAGAGGAAUACCUGAUGCCUCUGAACAACAACAACGAGAACAGAGAGAACGGACGCCCGGUGAGAGAGAACAGCAUCGCUCGGCGUUACAUCGCCGACCCAACGACCAAUCAGGAGAGAGAAGACUUCCCUGGACACGAGUACAUGAACCAGAGUCAGAGUGACAGCGGUUCGGAGGUUUUGAACCCGAACUACGAGGACCUGAGUCGGGGUUUUGUGGAGCUGAAGCCCUUCUCUCCUGUUUCCGGGGGACCAGAAUACCUGAACACCGCCCAGAACUCUCUGCCUCUGACGACCAAUGACAGCCUCGAUAAUCCCGACUAUCAGGCUGACUUCCUGCCGCCGAACGCCCACUUCCUGCCGGCCACGGAGAACCUGGAAUACCUGGGGGCAUCGCUAAACAAAGCUAACGUACGCUAACGGUUAGCAACGCUUCAAACUGUGGAGAUUUGAGGCAGCUUGAGAGUAUUUCAUUUAACCGUUUCUCAUUGACUUUCCCACGAACUAAAUCCCGGAAUUGGACGUUAUUGGAUAUUACAUUACGUUAUUGGACUCUAUUGGACAUUAUGUUAAGUAUUGGACAUUACGUUACGUUAUUGGACGUUACUGGACAUUAUUGGACGUUAUUGGACAUUACGUUACGUUAUUGGACGUUAUUGGACAUUAUUGGACGUUAUUGGACAUUACGUUACGUUAUUGGAUGUUAUUGGACAUUACGUUACGUUAUUGGACGUUAUUGGACAUUACGUUAAGUAUUGGACGUUACUUGACAUUAUGUUACGUUACUGGACGUUACGUUAAGUUAUUGGACGUUACGUUACUGGACUUUAUUGGACGUUACGUUACUGGACUUUACUGGACGUUACGUUACUGGACUUUACUGGACGUUACGUUAAGUUAUUGGACGUUAUUGGACAUUACGUUAAGUUAUUGGACAUUACGUUACUGGACUUUACUGGACGUUACGUUAAGUUAUUGGACGUUACGUUACGUUAUUGGACGUUACGUUAAGUUAUUGGACGUUACGUUAAGUUACUGGACGUUACGUUAAGUUAUUGGACGUUACGUUAAGUUAUUGGACGUUACGUUACGUUACUGGACGUUACGUUAAGUUAUUGGCGCCACUAAAAGCUCUUCAGGUUCACCAGAAGAGAGAUUUGACUCGUUCCAUAUUGGUCUCUUUGGGAGUAAAGAGGACAAAAUAUAAGAAACACAUUAAAUGAAAUCCCCACGUACUUCUUCCUCUCUGCCGUCCCUCGUGCACGAUCUGACUCAAACUGAUGAAAAUGUGCAGAUAGGAUUUAAGACGACAGCAGCAGGAAUCAAUUAAGAAGUCUUCCUUUAAUUAGCUUCAGCAAUUAAGAGAAAACACUGAUCUGAGGUGGAUUCAAGGUUCCUGUAAUCACUCUUCAGGCGCAGCAGCACCCCCUGCUGGUGGAGAGGAGGAUCUGCAUCAACACGCUUUUUUAAACACUUCUAUAAAAACAUAUUCUGAAUUAUUACAGAUGUGUUUUACUACAUUAUCUGUUUGUACGCCGCUGGAUGAUUUACAGGUGGAAUCACUUCAUGUAAGGUUUGCAUUCUGCUGUAAAGUCUGGCUGUUUGACACCAAAUUAUUACAUUUUAGUGUAAAAAGAAACCAUUUCUGUCAUGUAGGGAAGAGGGUAGGAUUUUUAGAUUCGACCAGAAGUGAAUUAUUGUUUUAUUAAAGAGAAAAAAGUAAAGAAAUCGGAGAAAAAAGUCACAAUUCUGAGAAAACAUUUCUAAAUUCUGAGAAAAAUUUUAAGAUUAUGGAAAAAAAAAGUCAAAAUUCUGAGAUUUUCACCAUAAAGUCAAAAAUAAAUGCUUCUCAGAUUUCUGAAUUUAAUAUCAGAAUUUCAAAUCAUAUCACAUUUGGUCACAUCUAAAAACAAAAAUCUCCCUAAUCCUCUUCCGUAGCUCCCUUCUUUGAACUGUUAGCUGAUAUUUGAUUCCAUGAAAUCCUGAAAAUGAUAUCCUUUUGUUUACGUUGGACGUCUCAGCUUUUAAAACCCCUCACAGAUCCGUCCUCUCGUCUCCUGACAAGGUUUGAAUCCAUUGCUCUGUGAGUGUGUGUGUGUACAGAGAUGGACUGAUACACUCUGUGAUAAUAAACGUUAGCGUCCAAACGUUGAGAUGUUCCCACAGGAGAUUCCCUGUUAAAUCCCACCUUCUGUAAAGACUUGAAACACCUUGAGUUAAGCUUUGUUUUCUUUUACAUGUGUACUAACUAGUUGUAUAUAAUCUCCUUGAUGAUUAUGAGCCAAAAUCUUAAUAUUCUGCACACUAAUUCAAACUGCUUUGUCACUGUUUGUCACUGCUGGUGGUGCAAAUGUUCAGAAGCUGAGGAGCGGUUAAUGAUUAUACUUCAGGUUCAGGCAUCAAUCUUUAAUGUGCACGUGGUUAAAGAUGACUUUAGACUUCUUGUCAAGUGCGUAAACAAUAAAUGGAAACAUCUGGUGCCAACACGUGCAAACACUCUACAACGACCCAAAACAUGCAAACACAAAACGCUGCAAGAAGCUCAGGACGUGUUUUGAUGUUAAAAGCAUUAUUUUUGGGGCUUUUUAGCACCCGUAGAAACACAUCACUAUUGCACUGUUUGCCCUAAACCCUGACUACUGUGACAACAACAUAUAAUUACAUUUAAAACAGAGAUAUUAUUGGGUCGUUCAGCACAUUUGGGCAUAAAACUACUCGUCUAAAUUCAAGUCAAAAUGAUCAUGAGACCUGAUUUAAGAUCUUAUUUUAGGGUAAAAAUGAUUUAAAAAGUGAGUUAAUGUUGAUAAUAUGAGCCUUAAAUAUGAAUGAUUAACCGCCUCUGCUCUCAGCUUCAUUGAGACACUGAGGACUCACGAUGGAUGUCUGUAAAUCUUGUUUUGUGUAGCAUUUUGUUGUUAAAUGUGAAUUUUGAUGUAAAAUAUCGUUGUUGUUUUACAGGGUACGACUUAGACCACCGCUUUGUUGGUAAAACAUAAAAAAUUGUUGUUUCUGUUGAA